UGCCCUUUUAAGGAAAGUGUGGGGUCACCGUUGGGGCGUUGCCGUUUUAAGAAGGAUCCCGGAGCUGUUCUCAUUUAAACCCCAGCGGUGGGCCCGCGUGCUCCGUGGCCCUUUUAAAUCCCGAAGUAAUCCUGCCAUUGCCCUUUUAAGAAGGAAGGACUUCCGGUUGAGCGAGCCAAUCAUGCCGCAGUAUUCGCUGCUCUGCGGCGUAUUCCGCUUUAUUAACUUCCGCCUCCGCCGGAAACGCCCUCUUUCCAAGAUGGCGGCCCCCGAGCUGCAGGCGGUGCUGGAGCAGCUCCUGGAACCGGAUAACGCCGUUAUACAGCAGGCCACCGCCCGUCUGCGUGAGGCCUUCGCCGACCCCCGCACCCCGGAGCGGCUCGCGGAGAUCGUGGUGGGCGCGGCGCGGCCGCAGCUGCGCCAGCUGGCCGCCGUUCUCCUCCGCCGCCGCCUGUCGGGGGGAAGAUGGCGGCACCUGGACCCGGAACUGAGGCUCAGGCUGCCCUCCCUAUUGGCCGAAGCCCUGGAGAAGGAAACAGACCGUUCGGUGCUGCCCUCCCUGUCCCACGUGGGGGCUGUGCUGCUGCGCCGGGGGGGGGCGGAGGCGUGGGCUCCAAUGGGGCAGUGGGUGCAGAGGGCGGCGCGGGACCCCCAUCUGCAGGAGCGUGCCCUACAAGUGCUGAGCGCAGCCCUCGAAGACCCCCCCCCAUCUCUGACCCCCCACUGCCGCCCGAUAGCGGAGCUCUGCCGGGGGGGGCUUCAACCCGGGACCCCCCCCCAUAGCACCGCGUACGCCCUGAAGGCACUUGGGGGGCUGGCGGCCGCUUUGGGGGGGACGCAGACGGAUUUGCUCCGUUCGCUGCUCCCGGACGUGCUGAGGGCCCUCCAGGCUUUGAUCGACGCCGAUGAGGAGUUGGGCGCUGCCGCUUUGGAGGUGUUGGAUGAAUUCGUGGCUGCUGACCCCAAAGCUGUGACCUUUGACCUCCGACCUGUGCUCGACCUCUGCCUGCAGGUGGGCGGGGCCGAGGGGCGGGGCCAGGCCGUGCGGGCGCGGGCGCUGGCAGUGCUGGGAUUCCUGGCCCAGGAACGGCCACGGGCCCUGCAGCCCUUCCUGCCCCCCCUGCUGGGCUCUCUGCUCACCCUGCUCUGCUCCCCCCCCCCCCGGGACCACCCGGACCCCGAAGAUGCGGAGUUGUGGGGGGGCGGGGAGGGGGGGCGCAGCAUCCGCCAUUGCGCAGCCCAGGUGCUGAACGCGUUGGCGCUGGGGGUCCCUGCUGAGAAACUGCUGCGGGAAAUGGUGCCGCGUUUGGAGCCGCUGUUGGGCAGCCCGGAGCCGUGGGGCAGGAAGGGAGCGCUGCUGGCAUUGGGGGCUGCAGCCGACGGCUGUGGGGAGCUGCUGAGGAGGAGGUAUAUGGGGGCGGUUUUGGGGGCGCUGAGAAGGGGGCUGAGAGACCCCGAAGGGGCGGUGAGGGGGGCGGCCGCCUCCGCACUGAGAAGCGUUGGGGAAUACAUGCAGCCCGAGGCGGCGGCGUUGGCUUUGGAGGCACUUCCGGCCGCGCUGGAGGCACUUCCGGUUUCGCUGGAACCACUUCCGGGUUGCCCGGAGGCACUUCCGGGGUCGCCGGAAGUGCUUCCGGGGGCGCGGAGUUGGUUCGUGCUGAGGGAACUGCUGGCGGUGGCCGGAGCGGCGGUGGCCCCACAGCUCGGGGCGGUUUUGGGGGCGCUGUUGGGGGUCCUGGAAAGGGGGCGUCCCCAUGAGAUGGAGCUGGCUCUCAGCGCCCUGCAUGAGUUGGGUGGCGCCGUGGAGGACUUCCCGCUGUGCCCACCAGGGGGCGCUGUGGAGGCGGCGCUGCUGGCGGUGCUGCGGCUGCCCGACCCCCCCCAUCGCGCGGUGCGGCUGCAGGCGAUGGAGGUGUUGGGGGCGUUGGGGGGCGGCGCGGCGGCGUUGGAGGCGGUGCUGGAAAUGGCGGCCGAUGGGGACGGGGAGGAGCGGCGCGUGCUAUUUGGGCUCUGUGGGGCUGCGGCCGAAGCGCUGCGUGAGGGGGUGGAGCCAAUGCUGCCCAGGCUCCUCCCCCUCCUCCUGCACAGCCUGCAAGCCCCGCCCCCUGCGGCCUCUCCGGCUGCCUCUGAUUCGUUCCUUCUCUUCGACGCCGCAGAGGACGAGGAGGGGGCGGAGCCAAUGGGCGACGAGGAGGAGGAGCUCGUGGCGGUGGAGGUGGGCGGGGACUUCGUGGCGGAAGUGGAGGCGGCGUGCGAGGGGGCGGGGCUUAUGGCCGAGCACUGCGGUGCUGCUUUUGAGCCCUAUUUCUGCCCUACGCUGGAAGCGCUGCUCCCCUUAUUGGAGUUCCCACACCCGGAUGUACGCUCGGCCGCCUAUGGGGCACUGGGGGGGCUGAGCUGUGGGGCCGGGAACGCCGUGGGGCAGCAGGAGCUGCAAGGCCGGGCGCUGACGGCGCUGCUGGGGGCGGUGAGGGCGGAGAAGGGGGCGGGGCCAGCGAGGGCGGGGCUUACGGCGCUCAGCCGGGCCCUAAGCCCCGCCCUCAGCCCCCAACUGCUGCACGCCAUUGGUUGCCUGAUGGCUGAUGUCAUCAACGGCCAGAUCCGCUGCCUGCAGGACGACGACGGCAGCGAUGAGGAAGAGGUGGAGGCGGCGGCGGAGCUGCGGGAGCUGGCGGGGGAGGGGCUGGCGGCAGUGGGCGGGGCUUCGCCCGGGGGCGGGGCUUUGAGUGACAGCUUCCGGCGCGCCCUCCCUACCCUAUUGGGCUGCCUGAACGGCGACGCGGCGCAGCGCUCAUGGGCAGCGGCCAUAUUGGGCGAGGCGGGCGCGCACCUGGAGAGGGGCGUGGCCUCAGAGCUCCUCCCCCUCAUUGGCCCCGCCCUCGCCCGAAGCUCCGCCCACGACCCGGACCCGGAAGUGCGCAGCAACGCCCUCUGCAGCAUCGGCCGCCUGGCAGCCAAUGGCGUCGCGUUGGGGGCGGCGUGGCCGGGCCUGGCCGCCAUUGGCCGGGCGCUGCGGGAGGAGGGACGAGGCCGGGGGAGGGACAACGCCUGCGGGGCGCUGGUCCGCCACAAGGGGGCGCUGCCGGAUGCGGAACUUCUGGCUCUGCUGCUCCCGGCGCUGCCGUUAACGGAGGAUUUUGAGGAGAAUUCCGCCGUUUUUGGGUAUCUGCUGCAGCUGCAGCCCGAGCAGCUCCUCCCCCACGCCGAGGAAAUGCCGCGGGUGUGCAGCGCCAUCGGGACGGGCAGCGGAGACACAGAUCUGGAGGCUGCAGUUGUGGGGCUGCUGCAGGAGCUGUGGAGGCGCUGCCCCACAGAUGUGGGGCGGGGAAUGGAGCGGCUGCCCCAUAGCGACAGCGUCAGGCUGCGCAGGGCCAUGGGAUUGGACGACGCGGCCGCCAUGACACCAAGCACGGUCCAAUAAAAGAGCGCCGGCCGAG
Messenger RNA from Gallus gallus (chicken), 3437 nucleotides. It is a transcript of the gene IPO4, whose product is annotated as importin 4. The coding region runs from base 182 to 3421 and encodes 1079 amino acids. Gene Ontology annotation, molecular function: nuclear import signal receptor activity. NCBI's taxonomy places the organism in Eukaryota, Metazoa, Chordata, Aves, Galliformes, Phasianidae. The transcript is spliced from 31 exons. Gene Ontology annotation, cellular component: cytoplasm; nucleus. The record is from RefSeq and is a predicted model, not a curated record. Gene Ontology annotation, biological process: protein import into nucleus.